AAACCCUAAAACCCUUCCUUCCCUGUUAAAUCUCUGAAAGAGCAGAGAGAGACAGCCUACCAGCAAAGCAAAAAUGGUGAAGAAAAGCAAAAAGAGUAAGAGUAAGAGGGUGUCUUUGAAGCAGAAACAUAAGAUUAUAAGGAAAGUGAAGGAGCACCAUAAGAAGAAGGCCAAAGAGGCAAAAAAGCUUGGACUUAAUAAGAAACCUAAGGUAGAGAAAGAUCCAGGAAUUCCUAAUGACUGGCCUUUUAAGGAGCAGGAACUCAAGGCUCUUGAGGCUCGUCGUGCUCGUGCUCUCGAUGAGUUGGAGCAGAAGAAAGCUGCCCGUAAAGAGAGGGCUAAGAAGAGAAAGCUUGGACUACUUGAGGAUGAUGAUGUGUCCAAACUGGAAGAUCUGACUUCAACGAAAGAAAAAGUUGGAGGAGGAAGGGUAAAUGAUGGCUCAGCUUCUUUUGUUAAACAACGAGAUAACUCUGAAAGGGCUUUCUACAAGGAGUUGGUCAAAGUAAUUGAUGCUUCGGAUGUAAUUCUGGAAGUGCUUGAUGCUCGAGAUCCUCUUGGUACCCGCUGUCUUGACAUGGAAAAGAUGGUGAUGAGAGCAGGACCUGAGAAACAUCUUGUGUUACUCCUCAAUAAAAUUGAUCUCAUUCCUCGGGAAGCUGCAGAAAAGUGGCUAAAGUAUCUAAGAGAGGAAUUACCAACGGUUGCUUUCAAGUGUAGCACCCAAGAACAGAAGUCAAACCUGGGUUGGAAGCCUUCCUCAAAGGCUGGUAAGAGUAAGACUAGCAAUCUUCUGCAGACCAGUGAUUGCCUUGGAGCCGAGACACUGAUAAAAUUGCUGAAGAAUUACUCACGAAGCCAUGAGAUCAAGAAAUCAAUCACUGUAGGAGUCAUUGGUCUACCAAAUGUUGGUAAAAGUAGCCUGAUUAAUAGCUUGAAGAGAUCUCACGUAGUCAAUGUAGGUGCUACUCCAGGAUUAACGAGAUCCCUGCAAGAAGUCCAGUUAGAUAAGAAUGUUAAAUUGCUGGACUGCCCUGGGGUUGUGAUGCUUAGGUCUGCAUCUGAAGAUGAUGCAUCUAUUGCUCUUCGAAAUUGCAAGAGGAUAGAGAAGUUGGACGACCCAAUUGGUCCUGUGAAGGAGAUUCUCAAACUUUGUCCAGAAAGAAUGUUGGUUACCAUAUACAAGGUUCCUACCUUUGAUUCCGUGGAUGAUUUUCUUCAGAAAGUUGCUAUGGUUAGGGGUAAGCUCAAAAAGGGAGGAAUUGUUGAUGUUGAUGCUGCUGCAAGGAUCGUUCUGCACGACUGGAAUGAGGGGAAAAUUCCAUACUACACCUUGCCCCCAACCAGGAACGAGGGGGAGCAUUCAGAGGUCAAGAUAGUUUCAGAACUUGGGAAAGAAUUCAAUAUCGAUGAAGUUUAUGGAAGUGAGUCCUCUAUAAUUGGAAGUCUGAAAUCUGUCAACGAUUUUAACCCAGUUGAAGUUCCAUCAAAUCGGCCUGUUAGCUUUGAUGAUAACAUGCUCGAGGACAAUUUGCAGCAGCCACUGGCUGAAAAUGAUAAUGCCACAGAAAACCUUGUUAGUGAGAAUGGAGAUGAGCCAAUGGAUUCCGGAGAAGGAGAUGGAGCCCAGACGAGGGGCAAAAGUGCUAGUAGUAGACAGAAUGAGAAGUUAUACGGUGAGGAAGGCAUGUUGAACACUAAACAGAAGAAAGCUGAGAAGAAAAGGAGGAAGAAAGACAAGCCCUCAACUGCCAGUGAUAUGGACGGCGAUUAUGACUUUAAGGUAGAUUAUAUCAAGAAGGAUUCUGCUAUGGAUGAUGCCAAUGAAGUUGUAGCAACUGAUGAAAGUAAGAACAACAGAUUUGAGCUGCCAUCUGGGGUUGAGUUGGAUAAUGAAUGACGAUAAACUCCCAGCUAGGAACUAUGCUUGAAAUUAGUUUUUGUGGUUGCUGAAUUUUUGUUUGCCUUGUAAAAUAUAUUUGAUACCAGAAAUCUUUUCUGUUGUACUAAAUUGAGGCGAUUAUAUAUCACGAUAAACAUUUUUGUCCAUUGCA
Solanum tuberosum (potato) is the source of this 2054-nucleotide messenger RNA. Its product is annotated as guanine nucleotide-binding protein-like NSN1. The transcript has 9 exons. Gene Ontology annotation, cellular component: nucleolus. Gene Ontology annotation, molecular function: GTP binding. The record is from RefSeq and is a predicted model, not a curated record. NCBI's taxonomy places the organism in Eukaryota, Viridiplantae, Streptophyta, Magnoliopsida, Solanales, Solanaceae. Bases 74 to 1900 code for a protein of 608 amino acids.